CAGUUAAAACCUCUGAGGAUUUAUCCUCUUGUGAUCUGUUGAGACAAUUUAACCUCCUUCUAAUCGUGCCACUAAACAGUGUCUAUGACCCUGACAGAAAUAUGCUGCGCAGGAAAGAAUGGGAAAGGAGAAAUCAGGAGACCCAGCACGAAGAUGGCAUAUUUAAUAACAGCUACUCCCUCUUCAGUGAGCCAUACAAGACUAACAAAGGGGACGAGCUCUCCAGCCGUAUCCAGAAUACCCUGGGCAACUACGAUGAGAUGAAAGAACUGCUGACAGAUCGAUCCAAUCAAAGCCACCUUGUUGGUGUUCCAAAGCCGUGUAUCUCACAAACGUCUGUGACCAAAGCUGAGGAACACUUCAUUGCUGACACAAAGCCCCACACUCACGCUUCUCCAUCUUCCCUACCAGCGGCACUUUCUGGGCAGUUGGGCAAGAACCCUGCAAUGGGUUGGCAGAAGUCUGGGCACACUCUGGAGAACCAGCAAAGGGGAAGCAAACAUAGACAUGGAUUGCCGGAUGCACACAAUAACAACUUUAAAACGGUUAGCCAAAAGAACAGUUUAGAAAAGAUUACACAUUACGCAUCCAAUCCCUCAUCACCAUCUCCGUCGAGUGUUGCCCAAGGUCCUUUAUCGUCUUCACUUGGGGACAACAGCAGAACACAACAGCAGCCGUCAAAGCUGAGUUUUGGUGGAGAAGGUGGAGCUCAGGCUCAGGAGAGGCCAGCUAUGCAUAGCAAUGGACACUGUGUGCAGAACUUUCCUCCUUCACUUGCUUCGAAGCCCAGUAUAGUUCAGCAGAAACCAACAGCAUAUGUAAGGCCAAUGGAUGGUCAAGAUCAGGCUCCUGAGGAGUCUCCAAGAUUGAAGGUGCCAGCUGAAACUAGCUUGCUCUGCACCUCAUAUAGAGGAAUGCCUUCUGCCAAAGCUGACUCAGCUAGGACAAAGUCAAAAUUGACAAAAUUUAAUAUUCCCAAACAAGAAGAG
Podarcis muralis (Common wall lizard) is the source of this 989-nucleotide messenger RNA. NCBI's taxonomy places the organism in Eukaryota, Metazoa, Chordata, Lepidosauria, Squamata, Lacertidae. The record is from RefSeq and is a predicted model, not a curated record.